AUGCCAUCUGGAAAACUUGUCAGCAUCGCUGCUCUAGAUCUCCAAGGGACGAAGGGGCCGGUCCAAUGGCAACGCCAUCCUACGAAGGAUCAGAGAUUCUUUGACUAUGCCAACGAAAAGUUCGAUGCGAACAACCCGGAGAUUUUCAAGAAAUGGGCAUUACUGGACGUGGUGACAAACUAUGCCGAGAAACAUGACGAACCAGCCAAGCACCAUACGGUUUUGAACUCCCUCUGCCUCCGCGGCCAUGCGAUGGAAUUGACCAAACCGAUGGAGCCGGAAGUCUAUCAGCGCUACCGCAACCUGACCGCGAUGGUGGGGCCCAGUCUCCAUAACAUUCAAAGUAUGCAGCGCAUCGAGGGCUCGUGCGAUUACGACGCAGCUGCCAGAUACGUCAGGAAUCCUACGGACGUUGUGUCGAGACUGGUGCCUGUCAUCCAUCCAGAAAUAUGCAAAGACGACGAUUAUCGGCGUGACGAUGGCGUGGACUCUCCAGAGUGUGACCACAACAGGAACUUUACCGCGCCGGAUGACUUUCUCUAUGUGGACCUGACUUAUCCUCUGCGGGGCAUCUACCUUCCCCUCGAAGCGGCGAUGAAUGGCAACCCUUGCAUGUAUGCCCACUUCGAUUUCACUCAGGAAGACUAUGAAUUGGAGCAGUACACCUACAACCCCGAUUUGUCUCAGGGAGAAGUCGUCGAUCCCGAGCCCGGCAUUUCCCAGGAUGAAAAGGACCGACAGGUCAAAGACGCAAGGGAAAGGAAGGCUGCCGAUCCCCCGCUAGAACCCCGGAUUACCUCUUGGAGCAAAAGCCCCCAGGACAAAAAGCUGAACAGGGACGCCUAUGUGGGAUGGGGCGUCCUCCCCGGAUGGACGGCCCGGUUUAAGGUGGAAGCGCUGAAAGAGCUAGCGAAGAAGCCUAGCUCGGAGCAGGAUCCCAAAGAAUACAUCAAGCUAUUUGACAGCAAAGGGGUCCUCAUUCGAUGGGGUGGUAAAAUGGAUAUCCGAAUGGGAAGAGUGUAUAAUGACCCCGUCCACACCAUGAAUGACGAAGAAGUCGUGAGACUCCUCCCCGGCGUUGUGAAGCCUGUUAGUCCGGUUGCUACUCUACCUAUCGGUGUGGGCACUGCUGGGUCUGGCAAUUCGGACCCUGCGCCUGUCAAUCAGGGCACUGCGUCUGGCACACCGGAUACCGCUGAGACGGGUACACCGGAUGUCGCUGAGACUGGCACACCGGAUGUCGCAAUUCCGUCUAGAAAGAACAGGAUGAGUAACCGAAAGGGCAGGAGCAAAUACAGCUCUGCUGCUGACCAAUCCUGA
Messenger RNA from Penicillium arizonense, 1320 nucleotides. RefSeq lists its product as uncharacterized. The record is from RefSeq and is a predicted model, not a curated record. The transcript has a single exon. Bases 1 to 1320 code for a protein of 439 amino acids. Lineage: Eukaryota; Fungi; Ascomycota; Eurotiomycetes; Eurotiales; Aspergillaceae.